AUGAGUGCGCCACCCACAAAUGCACAGGUGCUGUACUUCCACACAGCGCUGAGGAUCCCUGGGGUGCUUCUUGUGCUGGAAUUAGUGGAGCUGACUGUCAGAGCAGAGCCCUCCCACCAGACCAGAGCAGACUCCUCCCACCACGCCAGAGGGCGGGGCUUUACACUGCUGCAGCUCUUCGGCUCCACAGCUCCCCCCGAGGGCAAACAAAGACUGAAUCUACAUGACGGGUCCCCUAGGAGCCUUCUGCACCCCUCCCUGAAGAACCCCAUCCACUACAGUGGGCUUCUGAAGGCCUUGGAUGGAGCACAUGUGGACUGUACCGUGAGGAUCCACUCGGCUCUGGCCUCAGCGCUGGUCCCAGAGAAUGUUCUGCUGUGUGGGGACGAAGAGAUGCCAGGCCUGGACAACCCCCCCUCAGGGGGUGCUCUGCUGAAGCCGCGGGCCCUCCCCCCUCUGCCCUGUAGCCUCAGUGGGGUGAGUGUGUCCCUGAAACCAUCGAUGGAGAGCUUUGAGAGGCAUCUCUUGCAGCGGCUCAACACAGACUGUCAGCACACGAAGCAGCCCGGGGCAGAGGAGCUUGCCCGGCCCGUUGUCAUCCAGGAGAGGAGGCUGCAUGUGGGGGUGCACAACGGCUGGGGUUUCCUGGAGCGGCCGCAGGUUCUGGUGCUGGAGGUGCUGCCCCCUACUGGCUCCAAGAACAAAGACGGUGUGGCCUCCCUGGAGUUGGGUCUUCGCAGCAGCCUUCAACUCAGCCUGCCCCCCCACCCCGCUGUGGUCAUCGUCUUCAUGCUGGAGUACGUCUUCUCUGCCCCCGUCGGCAAAGAGACCAUGAGGUGGACUGUGGAGUGUGAAGACAGGCUGAGGGACUGUUUUAACUGCACUUUGUGGGACGAACUGUGCGACCACGGGGACGACAUCAAUGCCAUCACGGAAUGCAUAACGGAUUACAUCAACUUCUGUUGCGAAAUCGCUGUGCCUUCCAAGAUGGUACGAUGCUUCUCCAACAAUAAGCCGUGGAUGAACAUUGAGAUUAAGGCCCUGCUGAAGGAGAAAAAGAGGGCCUUUCUAUCAAGGGACAAACAGGCACUGAAGGAGGUACAACGGAGACUGAGGCUGAGCAUCAGGACUGCAAAGGCCCGCUACAAGAACAGGAUGGAGGAACAGCUGAGCCAACAGAAUGUGGCGGGGGGUUUGGAGGAGCCUGAAGACCAUCUCGGGCUUCAAAACACCCCCUGUCCAGCCUGUGGGGGACCCCCAGUGGGUUAA
Knipowitschia caucasica is the source of this 1269-nucleotide messenger RNA. The record is from the annotation of a GenBank genome assembly. Lineage: Eukaryota; Metazoa; Chordata; Actinopteri; Gobiiformes; Gobiidae.